Molecule: messenger RNA, 1024 nt
Organism: Amoebophrya sp. A25
Lineage: Eukaryota; Dinophyceae; Syndiniales; Amoebophryaceae
Source: the annotation of a GenBank genome assembly
GAGCUUGGCGAGAUCCGAAAGAGUUGGCAGCCUUGACAACCUCACAAUUGCAAGCGACAUGGAACAAACACUUUCACACACUGCUUUUAGCAGAGGAAGGGGUGGUUUGUACGAGUUCUACUCGUUCUGGAACGAGUAGCUCCUCUUCAACAUCUACAACGAGCUCGUCGUCGAAUAGGAGCUUGCGUCCGACUUUUGCUGGCUGUCUCGAAGAAUUCUAUCAAGAGUCCAUAGUUUGCGAAAUUGGCGGUCUCUGGAUGCAGUGGCUGGCGACCUUGGGCGACGAAAAAACUUCAGAGCAAGCCGAAUCAGCUACAGCUGCUGAAAUGAAAACAAGUAGUAGUUGUAGUAGCGUAAGCGUUACUACUUCUUCCUCCGGUUCUUCCGGUUCUACGUCCUCUGCUGGAGGGACGCGUGGGAGCAGGAGCAUCGAUAUCUUAGACAUUGAGAAUCUGCCUUUGCUCCAGCUCUGCGUUCUUUACCGGUUUUGCAAGACCAGCGGGAUUAGUUCCAAGCGGGGAAAGACCUUGUGGCACAGUCUAGUAGAUCGGGGAGUCCUGCUGGUUCAAGAGAAAGUUUCGAAAUUAACCACCACGACCACUGCCGCAGCCGACCUGGAGAUGCUGUCUUUGUCUACCUCUUCUACUUCUUCAAGGAAAGACAAAGAGCAGGAGCACAGGACGGUGGAUUGGGAUCUCCAUGAUAUCGAGGACAAUGAAGUGUCUACCGCAGUCCUGGUCCAAUUGAUUUUGGCUCUGUUCCCUCGAGUCCAGCGCAAAGACGAGAACCAGCAGCGCCUAUGUCACACUGCUUUGUCCCUUUCCAUGCAUCGUCCGGAUUAUGCGCUUCCCUUGGUUUUUACCGGUGUCUUUUCGCAUCUUCGCACGACAGUUCUCUCUGUGACGUCGAGUAAAAACGACUCGAGUCGACAUGUGCAAGCCGAUCACGCAGGAGAGUCCUCCGUCGUCGUGCGACAACCAGUCUGGCUAGCACAGAUUCACCUGAUGCUGCAGUCAAUGUAUUC